GUGGGGGAGUUGAGGGGUAGUUGUGUGUUGGGAUACGAGGCAGAGGAUCGGUGUGUACACGGCAGGAAGUGCAGUGAUACCUCGGUCAGUGUAAUAGGUUUUGUUGGUAAAGGCCGCUAAGAUGUAUGUGAGGAGAGAGAACCGGACGGAGUACCCGCAAGUGAGGUUCAGUCGAGUUUUGGAGGAUCAGGAACCCAGCCUUGAGGUCGACUUCGGAGCUCAGGCUACCGAGAGCUCCACAAGACAACCUGGGUGGUACGGUCGACGGACUCGCAUGGAGCGGUACCUGAUGUUGGCGGCGACGACCGUGGUGUUCGCCGUGGUGGCUCUCUCCAUCUCCCUGGCUGCUGUGGUCUACGGCUACCGGAGAGGUCUCCUUCAGACUGAUGACGCCUCAUUGCUGCCCGUUAUCUCACCAGCGGCGCUCACUGGCUGUCAAAGGCCUUCCACGUAUGCUGAGAGUCCCAACGAUGUCUGCCUCACCCAGGGCUGCGUCAAGGCCGCUGCCGGUCUGGUGAAGUCGAUGGAUCCAAGUGUGGAUCCUUGCACAGACUUCUUCCAGUUCUCCUGUGGUAAUUUCCUCAAGACGAAGAUCAUUCCCGACGAGAAGACUGCCAUCUCCAGGUUCAAUGAGAUCUCUGACGACCUGCAGGAGAAGCUGCGAGGUCUUGUAGAGAGUAAAGAAUCCGCAGACGAUUCCCCCUCCACCAAGAAGGUUAAGGCUCUGUACAAGGCUUGCAUGGAUAAAGAUCGCAUCAAAGAGAGAGGCCUGAAUCCCCUGAAAGAUAUCCUGAGGGAGAUGGGAGGUUGGCCCGUCCUGGAAGGAGACUCUUGGAAUGCCUCCAGCUUCCAGUGGUACACAAACAUCUACAUUAACCGCAGGCUCGGCUACUCCCUCGACUACAUCUUUGAUUUCUCGGUCACUACCAACAUCAGGAACUCCUCUUGGAGGAUCAUAGAUAUCGACCAGCCUCCCCUUGGUAUGCCAUCACGCAAGUACCUACUGAAGGGGUUUAACGACAGCGACGUGCAGGCCUAUUACAACUAUCAGGUCAGCAUGGCUGAGCUGAUGGGCGCCGACAGGGCCACGGCCCAGAAGGAAUUGAAGGAAUCUCUCGAGUUUGAAAUUCAGAUUGCCAAUUUCUCUCUGCCCAAAGAGGAGCGACGCAACGCCUCCAAGCUCUACAACAAGAUGAGCAUCGCCGAGCUGCAGAAGAUGGUGCCAGAGGUCCCCUGGCUGGAGUAUAUCAACACUGUUCUGGAUCCCUUCUUCACUGUUACGGAGGAGGAGCCCGUUAUAGUGAACGUGCCGACCUUCGUAAAGAAACUGGGGCAGCUGCUGACCAAGACGCCCAAAAGAGUGAUCGCCAACUACAUGAUCUGGCGCGUGACUGCAGCCUCCGUGGGUUACCUCUCCGAAGACGCCCGAGACAUCCAGUUGGAGUACUCGAGGAAGCUGGUGGGCAAGGGUACCAGGGAGCCUCGCUGGAAGGAGUGCAUGAGCUCCGUGUCUGGCAGUCUGGCUCACGCCGUGGGCUCUAUGUAUGCUCGGGCCUUCUUCAAAGAGGACGCCAAGGCGGCCGCUGACGAGAUGGUGAGGUACAUCCGUGCAGAGUUUGCCAAUAUUCUCCAUAACAUCGACUGGAUGGACAAGGCGACCCGCCACCGGGCUAUGGAGAAGGCGAAGGCCAUCACCCCACACAUAGCCUAUCCGCCAGAGCUGUUGCUCGACGAGAAACUCACCGAGCUCUAUGAUGGGCUGGAAAUCUCUGGCGGUGACCUACUGGAAAGCAUGCGCAACUUGACCGUCUUCGGGACGAACUACUCCUUCAAGCGACUGAGAGAAAAGAUUGACAAGAAGGACUGGAGAAACCACGGCGCUGCCGCUGUUGUCAAUGCCUUCUAUAGUCCUUUAGAAAACUCCAUACAGUUUCCUGCUGGCAUCCUCCAGGGAACAUUCUUUGAAGCGGACAGACCCAAAUACAUGAACUUUGGUGCAAUUGGCUACGUCAUUGGUCAUGAAAUUACUCAUGGCUUUGAUGACACGGGACGUCAGUUUGACGCUACUGGCGACCUGCGCGACUGGUGGGAGAAAGAGACUAAAGACAAGUUCCUGGAGAAGGCCAAGUGCAUCAUCUACCAGUAUGGCAACUACUCCGUUCGUGAACUUGACAUGAAUCUGAAUGGUAUAAAUACCCAAGGUGAGAACAUUGCUGAUAACGGAGGCAUUAAGGAGGCAUACUUGGCUUACAACCAGUGGGCUAAGGACAAUGGCGAAGAGAAGACGUUACCCUCGCUACCUUACUCCACCAGACAGCUGUUCUGGCUGUCGGCCGCCAACGUGUGGUGUGGCAAGUACCGGCCAGAGACCCUCAAGCUGCGGAUCUUGACCGGCGCUCACUCCCCGUCACAGUUCAGAGUCAAUGGUCCCUUCAGCAAUCAACCGGAAUUUGCACGGGAUUGGCACUGUCCCAUUGGUUCUACCUUGAACCCCACCAAGAGGUGUUCUGUGUGGUAACGCGUUCUCCGCGGGUUCUGUUCGAAUCUGUAGUUUGAAAAAAAAAAAUUGUGCUAAAAACCUCUUUCCCCCAGACAUGUUUGGUGCUUCAGGGACGAUGGCUGGGCACCUCUCCACCGCGUCCCUGCACAUCCUCAGUCGGCUAACAUGUGUAGUGUGUCGGGAGCGUCCACAGCCGCCAGUGUUCACCGCAUUAUGACUACUGUAAUGGUGACUAAUUCUGUGAAGCAUAGAAUCACAAGCUACGUAUCUUUUUAUUUAAGACGGUGGUGAGGCGCCGGAUCAUCUGUCUUUGAGUGUGUGAGUUCUCUCUCCCCGGCUGGGCCGUGGGAUGUAAACCUCAAUUUUACUAGACUUACCGUUAAGAGAUAUAUAUUUUUACAAUAGUACACCCCCCCCGCCUCCACACACAAGGUUUUAAGUAGUCUUAAGCUCAUAAUGGAGUAAUUUAUAGUGAGUGUUUAACUUUGGGAACAAAUCAUUUGACGUUACUGAAUUGAUAACGAUAGGUUCCUCGGCCAUCCAGGCAGCCACAUCCAGGCAGCCAUCCAGGCCUGGUAAAAACAUCACCAAACAUCCGUGUGGUCCUUUGGCCACGGUUUUCCCUCCACUUAAAUGUUAUCAUGCAUUUUUAACACCAAUUCCUCUACGCGUAUUGAGACUGGAAGAUGCAUCCUUGGUACUUAAACUUUAUUUUUAAUUCUUGAUCGACUAUUGUUUAUCCUUUUUAAAUCUGCCCGUAGUAUAGUGGGCAGCUCUGGGUGAGUGGAUAAGUGAGUGUGUAAUUGUUUUUACAAAAGUUCCAACACGUCCAGAUAGAUACCAAUAUAUCUUGCAAGGUUUUUAUUUUGGUUAAAAAUGGAAGCAAAUGUUGUUUGUGUGAACUCUGGCAAAUUUUGUGCUGCGAGGAAAUCUAUUUAUUCCAUAUAAUAUAGCAUUUAUUUUAAGCAGUUUAGUCUUGCAUAUUUGUAGCGAGGGGCUGGGAACGAGUCGGCAUCUAUCACAGGACUUUUACAAAGAGAUCCUCGCUUGUAUUAAUUUUAUAAGGUGUGGAUGCAGGUGUGUGGAAAGUUUGUUAUAUAGGUUGUUGUAAGAUUAGCGGUUCUGUUCAUUCAAAGUGAAGAUGUGAUCCAGUCAGUUACGAUAGACUUUCUCUACCCAGGUAUACAUCACGUGGCAUAAUUAUCCUUGCUACCUCGGUCUCAACAGAGUCAUGUCCCGCCCUUAUUAAAACUGUGGGUUUCAUUUUAAUAUUUAUACCACUGGGGAUCUGUGCGCUUCGGUCCUUGUUUUAAUUAUUUGCAGUGAAGUUAAUGCGGUAACUAAAAAGAAUGUUGAUAACAUUCUGAAGGUUGUAAAGUAACUCCUCUUCUACUGGAUCAGAAGAUUGUGUUAAGUUCAUUUUGCUUAAAACAUUUUAAGAAUGUUUAAUACCUGUGCCUGGUUUUAUUUUUUUUUGUCUGCACCACACAACACUUUCCCUUCCUCCAUGCCGGAUAUAUAUUUAUAAUCCAUAUUUUAAUAAAUCAAAUUACUAUUUUUGGAAUGCUCUUUAAUAAAAAAAAAAUUACAUAACUUCAUUAGUGAUGUAAAAGUUAUUGUACAGUGUAUUGUGAUUAAUAAAUUUUAUGUGUAUAUAA
Molecule: messenger RNA, 4158 nt
Organism: Procambarus clarkii (red swamp crayfish)
Lineage: Eukaryota; Metazoa; Arthropoda; Malacostraca; Decapoda; Cambaridae
Source: RefSeq, a predicted model, not a curated record